Pelobates fuscus (common spadefoot toad) is the source of this 7318-nucleotide messenger RNA. It is a transcript of the gene MED13, whose product is annotated as mediator complex subunit 13. The transcript has 30 exons. Gene Ontology annotation, molecular function: transcription coactivator activity. NCBI's taxonomy places the organism in Eukaryota, Metazoa, Chordata, Amphibia, Anura, Pelobatidae. Gene Ontology annotation, biological process: positive regulation of transcription by RNA polymerase II. The record is from RefSeq and is a predicted model, not a curated record. Bases 76 to 6555 code for a protein of 2159 amino acids. Gene Ontology annotation, cellular component: mediator complex.
GGCUGUGCUGCCGGCUUCACGGUCUGUCUUUCUUGUUCGGGGCGGGAUGAUGGCGGGUGUGCUCUGGCUGUGAGGAUGAGUUCAUGUUUUGUGCCUAACGGGGCCAGUCUGGAGGAUUGCCACUCCAACCUCUUCUGUCUGGCUGAUCUGACCGGAAUCAAAUGGAGACGAUACCAAUGGAAUGGCCCGACAUCUGCCCCAAUCCUCUUUCCAGUGACCGAAGAGGACCCGAUUUUGAGCAGCUUCAGUCGAUGCCUAAAGGCAGAUGUGCUGAGUGUCUGGAGACGUGAUCAGCGUCCAGGACGCAGAGAGUUGUGGAUAUUUUGGUGGGGAGAGGACCCAAACUUUGCUGAUCUAAUACAUCAUGACUUAGCAGAGGCGGAAGAUGGCAUUUGGGAUAAUGGACUGUCGUAUGAAUGUCGAACUCUACUCUUCAAGGCUAUCCACAACCUGUUGGAAAGGUGUUUAAUGAACCGUAACUUUGUGCGUAUUGGGAAGUGGUUUGUGAAGCCCUAUGAGAAAGAUGAGAAACCAGUCAACAAAAGCGAGCAUUUAUCAUGCUCUUUCACCUUCUUCCUUCAUGGCGAAAGCAAUGUUUGCACAAGUGUGGAAAUUAACCAGCACCAACCAGUGUACCUUCUUAGCGAGGAGCACCUCACUCUGGCCCAGCAGUCUAACAGCCCAUUUCAAGUUAUCCUAAGCCCAUUUGGAUUGAAUGGAACCCUCACUGGACAGUCCUUCAAGAUGUCAGAUUCCUCUACAAAGAAACUGAUUGGUGAAUGGAAGCAGUUUUAUCCCAUAUCAUCCACUGUUAAGGAAAGCUCAGAAGAAAAGACAGAAGACAUGGAUUGGGAAGAUGACUCAUUGGCAGCUGUAGAAGUGCUAGUUGCUGGUGUCCGAAUGGUGUAUCCUGCCUGCUUUGUUCUGGUUCCUCAAUCAGACAUCCCUACUACCAGCCCAGUUGGGUCCACUCACUGUUCAAACACCUGUGUAGGUGUUCAAGUGCCUGCUUCUUCCCGAGAUCCGGCAAUGUCCUCGGUAACACUGACUCCACCGACAUCCCCAGAAGAAGUUCAAACAGUUGAUGCCCAAUCUGCACAGAAAUGGGUGAAGUUUCAAUCUGUGUCGGACAGUUUUAAUUCUGACAGUACUAGUCAACAUGGUGGAAAAAUACCAAGGAAACUGGCAAACCAAGUGGUAGAUAGAGUAUGGCAAGAAUGCAAUAUGAACAGAUCUCAGAACAAAAGGAAAUAUUCAGCCACUUCGAAUGGUGUAUGCGAGGAAGAGGUAUCUGAGAAGUCCACAUCCUGGGAUUUUGUUGAAUCUACACAGAGAACAACUUGCCUCUGUUCAAGGUAUAAAAAUCUUAAGCAGCGGAAUUCAGGUCAACCAGGGCAAGUGGUGCCUGCUGGACCUCAGCAGCAGGCAGCCCAAAAGCACAAGACUAAUGAGAAGCAGGAAAAGGGUGACAAGCCCCAGAAGCGCCCCUUAACGCCUUUCCAUCACCGUGCAUCACUUAGUGAUGAUGUGAAUAUGGAGACAGACACUGCCAGUCAGAGACUUGGGAUUCGAUCCCAAGAUGGUAGAGGCCGCUUUACAAAUAUUCGGUCCAAUGAUGUAGCAAAAAAUGCCCAGCUGCAUGGCAAUGAACUGGCCAACUCUCCUCCACCUCCUCCUCUCAGCCCUCAUCCUUGUGAAGUAUUGGAUGAAGUAGGUGACACUAUGAAAAACCCAUCAACUCCUCAAAGUCAGCAAUUUUAUCAAAUGCCAACACCAGAUCCACUAAUUCCAGCAAAGCCAAUAGAUGAGAGGAUGGAUGGCUUAUCCCAAACAUUUGCUUCUUCAUUCUCAGAAAUGUUGGAGCCAACCAUGUAUGUUGGCACUGCAGUUCAUUUAGAAGAGGAUGAAACUGACAAUACCUGGAAGUAUUACAAAGUCCCAAAGAAGAAAGAAACCGAAUUUCUCCCUCCUCAGCUUCCAAAUGAUCAAUUAAAAGAUGAUACAUUUGGGGUGCCUGGGAAAGAGCACAUAACUUCUGUCACAGAGUUAAUGGUGCAAUGUAAUAUGCCUUUGAAGAUAUCAGAAGAAUUAUUCCAACAGUAUCAAAGCAAAAACCAGUUCAUUACAACAAGUGGAUCAGAUACUGAUCAGGAACCUGAUCCAUACGCGUUUGUAGAUGGUGAUGUGGAAUUUGUUUUCUCUGACAAAAAAGAUAGACCAAGCACUGAAAGGGAAAACACAAAGAAAGCAAAGGGAGAAGAUGGAAUUUCAAAUGUUGCAGUCCUAACUCAAGAAGGCGAAGAUCCCAUGUCACUCUUCACACCAUCAGUUAAACAGGAUGCACAGAGAUCAGCCACUCAACCCCGUACUGCGUCAACCAGCCUCUUUCAUGAAACAGAUUUAGUGGUUUCAUAUACAGAUCUGGAUAACCUCUUCAAUUCUGAUGAAGAUGAACUUACACCUGGAUCUAAAAGAAUACUCCACAGUGAUGACAAAUCCAACAACAAAGAGUCCAAAUCUGGAAACCUAGACCCUUUAUCUUGCAUAAGUACAGCAGACCUUCAUAAAAUGUAUCCAACACCACCAUCCCUGGAGCAACAUUUUAUGGGGUUCUCACCCAUGAACAUUAAUAAUAAAGAUUAUGGCAACAUGGACACUACACCUGGAGGAACAAUGCUAGAUGGAGGUGGCUUUUGUCUAAGUUCUCAGUUUAGAAUUGAAGUCGAAGAAGGGUUCUGCAGCCCAAAACCUUCUGAAAUAAAGGAUUUCUCCUAUGUAUACAAACCAGAAACCUGUCAAGUGUUAGUGGGAUGCUCCAUGUUUGCUCCUUUAAGAACUCUUCCCAGUCAGUGUUUGCCACCGAUCAAGGUACCAGAUGAGUGCAUUUACCGUCCAAGCUGGACCGUUGGAAAACUGGAGUUGCUUCCUCCUGUACCUACAAUCCCCUUUAUCAAAGAUGGGAAUAUUUCCAGUGUUGGUAGUGCAAUGGAUCAAGACUAUGUUCAGACAUACACGCCACAGACCCACACGCCUUUUGGAAUGUCUAAUAGCGCUCCUCCUAGUAAUAGUGGCACAGGUAUUCUCCCUUCACCUGCCACCCCUCGAUUUUCUGCUCCCACUCCACGAACUCCACGAACACCUCGAACACCACGAGGUCCAGCCAGUGUUCAAGGUUCUGUGAAAUAUGAAAACUCUGAUUUGUAUUCCCCUGCCUCCACACCGUCAACUUGCAGGCCUCUGAACUCUGUUGAGCCAGCGACUGUUCCAUCUAUUCCAGAAGCCCACAGCUUGUAUGUCAACCUUAUUCUCUCAGAAUCUGUGAUGAAUCUUUUCAAGGAUUGUAAUUUUGACAGCUGCUGCAUUUGUGUUUGCAACAUGAACAUAAAAGGAGCCGAUGUUGGAGUCUAUAUUCCUGACCCAAUGCAAGAGGUCCAAUAUCUAUGCACUUGUGGUUUUAGUGCAGUGAUGAACCGUAAGUUUGGCAAUUAUUCAGGCCUAUUUUUAGAGGAUGAAUUGGAUAUCAUUGGUCGACACACAGAUUGUGGUAAGGAGGUAGAAAAGAGAUUUGAAGCUCUUAGAGCACAUGGAGCCGAUCAUCCCUUAAAGGAACCAGAUAAAAUGCCUGAUGAGUUAAUACUACUUCUUCAUGAUCAGUGCACUAAUUUAUUCUCUCCGUUUGGAGCUGCGGAUCAGGAACCUGUAAUCAAAACAAAUAUAGUGAGUUAUUCAGCACGAGUUGAAGAACAAGACUGUUGCAAUGAUUGCUACUUGGCUUUGGAACAUGGUCGACAGUUCAUGGACAACAUGUCUGGAGGCAAAGUUGAUGAAGCCCUUGUGAAAAGUACUUGCUUACAUCGCUGGUCUAAAAGAAAUGCUGUAGAUGCCAGUAUGCAGUGUUCCCAGGACAUACUACGCAUGCUUCUUUCAUUACAACCUGUUUUGCAAGAUGCUGUCCAGAAAAAACGGACAGUCCGAUCUUGGGGUGUUCAAGGACCUUUAACGUGGCAACAGUUUCACAAAAUGGCUGGCCGUGGGUCUUAUGGAACGGAUGAGUCCCCUGAACCACUGCCAAUUCCUACAUUUCUGGUGGGGUAUGACUAUGACUUUCUGGUGCUUUCGCCUUUUGCCUUGCCUUACUGGGAAAGAUUAAUGCUGGAACCUUAUGGGUCUCAACGAGACAUCGCUUAUGUCGUGGUUUGCCCAGAGAAUGAGGCUUUAUUAAAUGGAGCCAAAAGUUUCUUUCGUGAUCUUACAGCAAUGUAUGAGUCUUGUAGACUUGGGCAGCAUAGACCUAUCUCGAAACAACUGACCGAUGGAAUCAUGCGGGUUGGGUCUGCGGCAUCAAAGAAACUUUCAGAAAAGUCUGUUGCAGAUUGGUUUUCUCAGGCAAACAAUGGCAGCAAUGAAGCAUUUUCCAAACUCCGUUUAUAUGCACAAGUUUGCAGAUAUGAGCUAGGUCCAUAUCUUGCUUCUCAGCCCCUUGACAGUUCCCUACUUUGCCAGCCUAAUCUUGCUCCUACUGCAAAUCAAGCUGCUUCAUCCCAGCCAGUUGCAGCAAACUCUGGCAACCCAAGCACUCCUUCUUCUACAACAUCUUCUACAACAAAUGGCUCCUCUUCAUCAACUCCAAACAGCACUCUGCCUUCUGCAGCAGUCACCAACUCUUCAGCCCCAACAAAUGUGACCGGUGGCCUAGCUGCCAAUAAAGCUGCAAACUUUCCUCCAUAUGGAAGCCUUAACAGCACCACAAAUUCCAUUCCAGCACAGGUUAAUACUGUACAGAGCAACCAAGGAGGGCAGCAGCAGCCUCCUUUGCAGCAAGGCAGUGUAAUGUCUAAUGAACAAUCUGUGGCUGCUGCAGCAGCAACAGAAGUUACUGAAAGCACCAUGGAUCGUGACAAGGUUGGAGUCCCUACGGAUGGAGAGUCUCAUGCCAUCACUUAUCCACCUGCCAUUGUGGUUUAUAUUGUCGAUCCUUUUACUUAUGAAAGUAAAGAUGAGGGGUCAACCUCAUCAAACGUCUGGACAUUAGGACUUCUCCGAUGUUUUUUGGAAAUGUUGCAUAUACUCCCACCGCACCUCAGAAACACAGUUUCAGUGCAGAUUGUCCCUUGUCAGUAUCUUUUGCAACCAGUGAAACAUGAGGAUCGGCAAAUCUACACCCAGCAUUUGAAGUCUUUGGCAUUCUCAGUGUUUACACAAUGCCGGAGACCGCUUCCAACAUCAACAAAUGUGAAGACGUUGACUGGGUUUGGCCCUGGACUAGCUAUUGAAAACUCUCUUAAGAGUUCAGAUAGACCAGAAUGCAUAAAACUGUACACGCCACCAUUUAUUUUGGCUCCUGUGAAAGAUAAACAAACAGAACUUGGUGAAACUUUUGGUGAAGCCGGUCAGAAAUACAAUAUUCUGUUCGUCAGUUACUGUUUGUCGCAUGAUCAAAGGUGGCUCCUAGCAUCUUGCACAGACCUUUAUGGAGAACUGUUAGAAACAUGCAUCAUCAAUAUCGAUGUUCCAAACAGAGCUCGUAGGAAAAAAGGGUCUGCUCGGCGUAGUGGGCUGCAAAAAUUGUGGGAAUGGUGCCAAGGGCUUGUGCAAAUGAGUUCAUUGCCGUGGAGAGUUGUUAUUGGUCGUUUAGGAAGAAUAGGCCAUGGAGAGCUGAAAGAUUGGAGCCGCUUGCUAAGUCGCCGGAAUCUUCAGUCUCUCAGCAAGAGGUUGAAAGAUACAUGUCGGAUGUGUGGCAUUUCAGCAGCAGAUUCUCCUAGCAUACUUAGCGCUUGUUUGGUAGCAAUGGAGCCUCAAGGUUCAUUCGUGAUUAUGCCAGAUUCUGUAUCUACAGGUUCAGUGUUUGGUCGAAGCACUACGCUAACCAUACAGACUUCUCAACUUAAUACUCCGCAGGACACAUCAUGCACUCAUAUCCUGGUUUUCCCUACAUCUGCAUCAGUACAAGUUGCUUCUGCCACUGCUGAAAACUUAGACUUGGCAUUCAAUCCAAACAAUGAUGGAGGAGACAUUGGAAUUUUUGAUCUACUGGACACUCCUGAUGACCUGGACCCAGAAUUAAUUAACAUUAUUCCUGCAUCGCCAACUGGAUCACCUGGCCAUUCACCAGGUUCUCAUUACCCUCAUGGAGGUGAUGCUGGCAAGGGUCAAGGUACAGAUCGGCUGCUGUCCACGGAAUCACAUGACGAAGUAACAAAUAUUUUGCAGCAACCUUUAGCACUUGGUUACUUUGUUUCAACUGCAAAAGCUGGUCCUUUGCCUGACUGGUUUUGGUCAGCAUGCCCACAAGCACAAUAUCAGUGCCCACUGUUUCUUAAGGCCUCUUUGCACCUUCAUGUGCCUUCAGUGCAAUCAGAUGAACUGCUCCAUAGCAAACACUCCCACCCCCUGGAUUCAAAUCAGACUUCAGAUGUCCUCAGGUUUGUUUUGGAACAGUACAAUGCCCUCUCCUGGCUAACCUGUGAUCCUGCAACUCAAGACAGACGUUCAUGUCUGCCAGUUCACUUUGUGGUGCUGAACCAGCUAUAUAACUUUAUCAUGAAUAUGCUGUGAUAUACAUCGGAAAAGACACAAAGCAUACCGGCGAGAGGAUCAGAUUUCAUUGUGGGAACUUAGAAAUAAUCAAUUUUUAUCCAAGCCACUCUUCAGUGAUUUGAGCAGCAGCAAAUAUAUUUGGAAUACUGCUUGUAUACACAAGGAAUCCCGAAGCAUAUUUUGAAAGCCUCAAUGACGCUUUGCAAAUCAUCUCCAGUUUCAGUAUUUCUUAUAAGGAUCCUCUACCUGCUGACAUCAAGUGAAUCUAAAAAGCUCGGGGAUGACAUAAGGAACAAUAAUGAGGAGUUUCAUUACUAGACUUUAAAACAUCAUUAAGAUGUUGAGUGGAUUAUAAAAUCUAUUAUCAAUAUUCAGAAACAAAUGCCUGCAUCUCUUAUUUAUUGUAAGUUUUUAAAUGUAUAAAUUGUCUUAUAUUUCUUAGCCUCUUUUUAUAAAAAAAAAAUACAAAACUUUUUUCCUUGAAGGUUUAUAUUGCCUUCUUGCUUUAAAGCAAUUGGUCUAAAAUUCUAUGUACUCGUCUUAAUUAAAAGUUGCAGUAGGAUGCUUUUAGAGUAUUAUUUUUUUGUAAGGGGAGGGUGGGUGACACUGAAUUUGUAUUGUCUUGAUGUACAGUUAAAUAGGGGAGCGGGUUAAUGUCCAUACCAUUGUGUGUGGGGGAUUUACAGCCAAGCUGUAACUGCAGAGUACAUGUACAGUCAUGAUCUUCACUGUGUUUAUACAUUUGAAAAAGGUACCGGUCUUAAAGAAAUUUUUAUAAUCA